AUGUAUAUAAGCCAUAACCAGCCGACCUUUUCUCAUCAAUACUUUCGAAUCCAUUCGAAAGCAGCGAAACCCCAAAAUGAAGUGUAUUGCGGUCUUCUGCUUCUUGGCCUUCUCCACGGCCCAAGGCUUCCCAAGCAUCCCAUCCCUUCCAAAUCUUUCACCUGUAACCAGAGAUUGCCACGGCUUCGGAGCCGGCUCUUGGCUCCGGCUCUGAGCGGCUCCGGCUCCGAGCCGGGAGCCAGAGCCGGAGCCGGAAAUUUUGGGGUCGGCUCCGGCUCCCGAGCCCAAAGUCGGAGCCAGGCUUCCCAGCGGUCAGAAAAGUAAAAAUUUCGUGUUAUUGUUAAACCAAAUUGCUUGAAAAACACUGCGGAGGAUUUGACUUGACUGCAAAAACGUUGGCUGUAUGAUCUCUGGCAAUAAUAAGAUUUAUUUUUGGAAAAAUAUUUUAAAAAAAAACAUUUUGCAUAGGAGCCGGGAUUCGGAGCCGACGGCUUUUUUAAAUUUUGCACGGAGCCAAGAGCCGGAGCCGUAGCUGCAAAUUUGGCCUCGGCUCCGGCUCUGGGAGCUAAAAGCCGGAGCCGAAAUUUUGACCGUGGCAAUCUCUGCCUGUAACUCUACCGGAAAUCCCAUCCCUUCCGAAAGUUUUACCUGUAACUUUGCCGGAACCACAAGAGCCACUUUUGGAGGCUUUGGUUCAAAUUCUCAACCAAAUUCUGGAGGAUCUCCACCUUCCAACCGUCGAUCCCGAGGCCGUUACCUUCCCCGAAUUGGGAGUUGAAGGAGAUCGAGUCAAGAGAGACCUCUUCUCUGGAGUCACUGGCCUUCCACCAUCUCCAUUGGUCGUAAUCAUCGAGCUUCUGAACAAGAUCCUCGAAACUCUGAACCUCCCCACCGUCAACCCCGAAGCCGUCACCAUCCCUUCUGAUGCUGGCCGUGUCAAGAGAGAUGCCUUCGAGCCAGUCACCGCUGAGCCCACAUUCGACGUUCUGCUCGACAUCCUGAACCAGAUCUUGGAAUGUCUGCACCUGCCCACCAUCAACCCUGAGGAAGUGACCGUCCCUUCGGAAGAGGGCGGCCGUGCCAAGAGAGAUAUUCCCUUCGGAAUCACCCUUCCUUCCGAAAACCCCCUCGCUGAAUUGAUCGCCAAGCUCUUGGAGAUCAUUGCCAAAUUGGAGAGCUUCGAAUUCGGAACUGGAGCCCCUCUCCCAGUCACCUUCCCAUCAUUGUAA
This is a messenger RNA of Bursaphelenchus xylophilus (pine wood nematode), 1229 nucleotides long. The record is from the annotation of a GenBank genome assembly. NCBI's taxonomy places the organism in Eukaryota, Metazoa, Nematoda, Chromadorea, Rhabditida, Aphelenchoididae.